AUGGGGUGUCACCAGUCCAGUUCUCUUCGUCUCGCCGUCGUCUUCUUCUCCAUGGCAGCGGUGGAGAGAGAAUCGAAGGCCAGAAGCUCUGAUUGGUUUGAGCCUCCUCCAGCUUGGGCUUCUCCUGCUUGGCCUGGAGUGUCAAAGAAUGAAUGUUAUGAAGCGUAUGUGCUGCAAUUAUUCAUAUCAUUGAAGUACAUCACAGCAAAUGUUGUCGACAGAAAUAAUGGUCGAAUUGUUGUAACAGCAUCAACAAUUGAACAUUCAGUUAAGGACUCACUGGAGUGUGGGCGCUCUUGCAAUGCAAAGGCAGCUUCAGUUGUUGGAGAGGUGCUUGCUAUGCGACUUAAGGUGGAAGGUCUUGACCAGGGGCAGGUACAAGGAAUUCACGUUAAUGUGAAUAGUGAAGUUGAGAAGAAGGGUUUCAAGAACCGUACCAAGGUAUGGGCUAUUGUUAAUGCUCUUAAAAACAAUGGAGUUAAACUCGUUCUUGAUGAUAAUGAUGAAGACAGUUCGCGGCCAAGUUAGUAAAUAAAAUAAUGUGUUUUACCUUGGUUAUGUUCGAGUAUUGAAUCAUUUUAUGUGGUUUGUUAGGCUUCUACUGAUGUUGAAAUCCAUGAAAAGAUCAAUAUAUACAUUGAAAACUUGUUUCCACCAUAACUUUCUGCAUCAACUGAUUGAAAAAGUUUCCUUUCAAAUCACAGAUUGGAGCUUCAAUUUUCUGUUUUCUUCAUUGAUCUUUCCUAUUUGUUCAAGACUGAAGUUGAUAAAAAUGAAA
Argentina anserina (silverweed cinquefoil) is the source of this 778-nucleotide messenger RNA. RefSeq lists its product as uncharacterized. The transcript is spliced from 2 exons. The record is from RefSeq and is a predicted model, not a curated record. Gene Ontology annotation, cellular component: ribosome. Lineage: Eukaryota; Viridiplantae; Streptophyta; Magnoliopsida; Rosales; Rosaceae. Gene Ontology annotation, biological process: translation. Gene Ontology annotation, molecular function: structural constituent of ribosome; 5S rRNA binding. Bases 1 to 528 code for a protein of 175 amino acids.